Molecule: messenger RNA, 1393 nt
Organism: Saccoglossus kowalevskii
Lineage: Eukaryota; Metazoa; Hemichordata; Enteropneusta; Harrimaniidae
Product: aminoacyl tRNA synthase complex-interacting multifunctional protein 1-like
Molecular function (GO): tRNA binding
Source: RefSeq, a predicted model, not a curated record
CUCCUCUACAUACAGCUGAUUGCCUAAGUAUUGCACAUGUGGCAACAGUGCUGAUCGAUCGGAAAGUUGUUUCAUGCUUGCUUUGAGACCUUUGUGGAGAAUGGCAACAGCUGAUACUGUGAAACGAUUGGAACAGAAGGCGAAACAAGCUGAUGAAACAAUCGCAUUUCUCAAAGAUAAAGUUGAUAUUCUAAAGAAGCAUGCAGUAAGUAUUUUGGGGGAUGAAGAGAAAAAACUUGAAGCUGAGAAUGAACAGUUAAAGAAAGACAUUGAGAACAUGAAGCAGAAACUGAUUACCAUGGAGACCAAAAAUGGAUUUAAACAAGUUAAGAUAUCCAAACCAGCCCCAGCAGUGGAAGCUGCACUGUUCAACAAGACAUCUGUACCAACUGACACUGCAGCAACUAAUGAAGCUGCAGCACCCCAGACUGCUGCAGCUAAAGGUGAAGGAAAGAAGAAAGAGAAGAAAAAAGGUCCAAAGCAGCAGGAGAAAGUACCUGAUGUACCGGUUGAUGUCAGUUUUCUUGAUAUGCGUAUUGGGCGCAUCGUGAAUGUCCAGAAACACCCAGAUGCAGAUACUUUAUACAUAGAAGAAAUUGACUGUGGUGAAGAAGCUCCACGGACAGUGGUGUCUGGUCUGGUUAAACAUUAUACAUUGGAGGAGAUGGCUGAUAGAUUGGUGAUUGUAUUGUGUAAUUUAAAACCUGCUAAGAUGCGUGGUGUAUUGAGCCAAGCUAUGGUGAUGUGUGCCAGCUCUCCUGAGAAAGUGGAAUUUAUAAAUCCUCCAGAGGGUAGUGUACCAGGAGACAGAAUCAGUUUUGAGGGGUAUCCAUUGGGAGACUUUCCACCACAAAUGAAUCCCAAGAAGAAAAUAUUUGAGAAAAUACAACCAGAACUUCAUGUCAAUGCUGACAAAGUUGCCACUUAUCAGGGUGUACCUUUUAAAGUGGAAGGCAAAGGUUUAUGCACCUCGUUUUCUAUGACAAAUUCAGGAAUAAAAUAAAUUGAACUUCAGAAUUAUGCCUCAUAUUAGGUUUCUCAAAGGAAUAGAUCACCCAUAUUUGCAUAUUGAAUAAAUUAUCCUUAUUUGCAUAUGAAAAAAUUAUUCGAACUUUCAUUUGCAUAUGAAUAAACUAAUUAAUCUUUCCACAGUGAUUAAAUGAUUCAAUAUUGAAUAUAUUACCAAAAUAUUUUAAUUUGCAUAUGGACUAUUUUACAUUUUGCAAAUUUUACAAAUUUAAUAUGCACUUGUUUUUGAAAAAGAAAUUACCAACAAAGUCAUUAUUUUGUUCAAAAUAAGAGGAAAAAUGAAAUGAAUUUAGCAGUAAAAGAGUUCAACACAACAUUCUGUAAAUGUAUGUGAUUUUUGUCAUUAAAUGAAUUCUUAUAUAAA